This is a messenger RNA of Centropristis striata (black sea bass), 3593 nucleotides long. It is a transcript of the gene sonb, whose product is annotated as protein SON. Bases 47 to 2965 code for a protein of 972 amino acids. NCBI's taxonomy places the organism in Eukaryota, Metazoa, Chordata, Actinopteri, Perciformes, Serranidae. The record is from RefSeq and is a predicted model, not a curated record. Gene Ontology annotation, molecular function: RNA binding. Gene Ontology annotation, biological process: regulation of cell cycle; regulation of mRNA splicing, via spliceosome. The transcript is spliced from 20 exons.
AAGAAUCAGUUCCUACCCGGAGUGGUAAUGUGGCGCACCUUAAAACAUGGCGGCCAACAUAGAGCAAAUUUUCCAAGAUUUUAUAUUGAAUAAAAUCAGAGAAAUUGAAGACCAGAAUGAAGACAAAGCUGCUGUUGAAGGAGUUGGUGAUGGAGCUGAUGUUGUUGGAGUAGAAAAAGCCACUUCAGAGAGAGACCGGAAGCCGGACGACUUAAGGAGCAGUGGUUCACAAAAGAAGCAUAAAAAGCACAAAAAACACAAAAGUAAAAAGAAGAAGAGGAACCGGGAGAAGGAGAAGGAGAGCAGUUCAGAGUCUGGAGCUGAGCUGGAGCGAGGAAACAAACAUCAACCCAGGAGAGGAACACCAACAGAGGCGAAUAAGGAACAAGGUGAGGAGAACGAGAGCAAGUCCAGAUGCCACAAGCGGCAUUCGUCAGGAAAAAGGAAGAAGAAGAAGAAAAAGAAAAAAGGUGAAGAGAACUCAUCAGAUUCUGACUCAGAGUUUGUGUCGAAGCAGAGGGAUGGUAAUUGUGCUCAACGGUUAUCGCCAACGCGGCGAGAGGAGCUGCCUGAUAUCAUCCCCAAACAGGACAGCUCCAAUAAAGCAAGAGGAGGAGAAGAAAGACACGGCAGGAGGAGUUCUCGCUCCCGAUCACGCUCCCAUUCCUAUUCACACUCACAUUCCUGUUCAGUCAAGACCAACUCUCGGUCUGCUCACCACCACCCCAGAUCUAGGAGUCGAUCCCGCCACAGGAGCCGCUCCAGGUCUUCAGAGAAGAGAGGAGCUUUGGAUGAAUCCAUACAGGCCACCCAAGGUCCUCCAAAAGGCCUCCAGCCACCUCAGCUGGCAUCCAGCCCUAGCAGGAGUCACAUCAAAGCGGAGGAGCUGAGUGAGUCAAGGACAAAGCUGCAGAGCCCUGACCAGAGUGAAGAGUCAGCUGAGAUCAAAGAGAAGAAAGCAGAUGACUCAGCACACAAACUAGCUGCAGGUUCUGCUACGCCCCAGUCCAACCAGCUGAGCCAGUCCAUACCUACAGAACCUGACCAGACCACUCAGACCAGCUCCCCUCUGCCUAAAGUAUCAAACGAGCCCAAGUCCUCUGACUCGAAUGUCAAAUCACCAAAGAAGAAGAGGAAACAAUCCAAGUCCCCACAGAAGAAAAAAGAAGCAAAGGCAUCAAAGAGGCAGAAAAGAUCCAAGUCGCCAUGCAGGAGCCACAGGAGAUCCAGAUCGAGGAGUCCUUCAAAGAAAAAGAGAUCCCGGUCAAGGUCAGGGGGCAGGAGGUCUCGGAGGUCGCGCUCGCUGUCACGGGGCCGUCGGAGGGCCACGUACAGCCAGAGGGACCGCUGGAAACGAGAGCCCAGCCACUCCCCCGUGCUCAUCCUCCGCAAAAACAGGUCCCCCACUCGGAAACUUGGCAGUUCGAGCAACAGUCCUCAGCGCAUCAGUGAACUGGAUAAGGAGCAGUUGUUAGAAAUUGCCAAGGCCAAUGCUGCUGCCAUGUGUGCCAAAGCAGGUAUGCCCAUCCCUGCCAGUCUGAGGUCCUCGGUGCUCCCCCUGGCUCUGCCCAGUAUGGCCAUGAAUGCUGCUAUGGCCAGUAUGACAGCAGCCACCAUGACAGCAGCAUUGUCUAACAUGGGCAUGUCUUCACUGCUCCCACUGCCUUCCAUCACCAACAAGCCACCUUCUGCCUCCAGCCAGUCCAAUAUUGCUGCUUUAGAGGAAGUGAAGAGGAAAGUGGCGAAGCAGGCCAACAGCAUCAGCAUCAAGGAGUUUACUGAUAAAUGCAAGAUGAUCGUGGACAGUAAAGGAGAGCUGCCGGUGGCGCUGCCUCAUGUUUCCGAUGAAGAGGAUGAUGAGAAACCUUUUGGAGGAUCAGCUCUGCGAGAGCAAAAAGCCAUCAGCUUCAGCAUCAACAACACAACAGUUCGUCCAGCAGUGCGUAGUGACGCAGGCAUGGCCAAAGAGUUCCCUGUGUCUUCAGGAUGCCAGCAUCGUAAGAAGGAGGGCGAGACACUGGGAGCCUACGGAGAAUGGGUUCCGGUUGACAAAACAUCAGACAAAGCUGCAGCUGCCUCCAAAAAAGCCCUGACCACUGUUCCCAUAGCGACAGCCACCUCAUCAUCAGGUGAAACGGCGACAGCACCAGACGUACCAGAGGUCGUCGAACAGCCGGCGAUUGUGCCAGAUAAUGACAGUGUUUUUCCUGACCCAGUGCUACAGCCAGUGGAUAUCUCUCAGGCUGUAACUGAGAGAAUCAAAGCCCAGAGGCGAUUGGCUGAGAACCCCUAUGAUGUCAGUGCCAUCUGCAUGCUCAGCCGGGCUCAAGAGCAGGUGGAUGCAUGGGCCCAAUCCAACACUGUUCCUGGACUCUUCACUGGUUCCACUGGAGCCCAGGUCCUCAGCUCCGAGGAGCUUUCUACCAGCGGGCCACAAGCAUGGCUGAAGAAGGACCAGUUCCUCAGGGCAGCUCCAGUAUCAGGUGGUGUUGGGGAGUUCCUGAUGAGAAAGAUGGGCUGGAAGACGGGAGAGGGUCUAGGGAGGAACCGCGAGGGUACCGUGGAGCCAAUCAUCAUUGACUUUAAGGUGGAUCGCAAAGGACUAGUAGCUGAAGGAGAGAAGCCACAGAAGCAGACAGGAGGACUGGUGGUAACCAAGGAUCUAAUGGGGAAGCACCCGGUUUCUGCUCUCAUCGAGUUGUGCAACAAGAGACGGAUAAUGCAGCCGGACUUUGUUAUGGUUCAUCACAGCGGUCCUGACCACCGCAAGAAUUUCCUCUUCAAGGUCACAGUAAAUGGUGUGGACUACCAACCCCAGACAGCCAGUCCAAAUAAGAAACAUGCCAAGGCAAUGGCAGCUACAGUCGCACUGCAGGCUUUGGGAGAGGUUCCUGUUGAUGGACCAGGUCUCUACACUGGUCCAGUGUUCACUGCUGCAUCUACUGGCCCCCUCUUCUCUACAUAGACAUUUGCACAACAGUGACACAUUUCACUGUAUUCACUCUUCAUUUGUGUGGCUUUUUUUAGUCCCACUAUGGAACAUUUCCACUCUGAUGACUUAUUUAUACAGGAUACUAAGAAAUGGACAAUUUGCUCUGGACACAGGACAGUGAGAACCAUGAAGACCAGUCUGGCCUCAGAGUAUCUUUGUAUGGAAGCUGCCUGUUACUGACUUUCUACCCAGAAAUCACACAUUCUUUUAAAAGUCACUGCACUCACGACACAGUGGCAAAUAUAUUUUUGCCAGGUUUUUAGGACUCAUAUUUAAAGUGGAUGGCAUGUAUGUAUGUAUGUUUGUAUGUAUGUAUGAUAUAGUAGCAUUUCAGCCCGAUAUAUAUUAGCUGAACAAUACUCUAGUGCAACUCUAGUUCAGUCAAGAGUUCUCUGCAGUGGAUUUGUUGUUGGCUACAUUGGGCUGUUAAAUGAAUCUGUAAAUGAUUGUGUGUUGCUGGUAAGUUCUGUGUUGGUCCUAAUAUUACAUUUUUGGCCUGGCCUCCUUCUGAAAUGUUUGUCAUACAAGAGGCUGUUAAAUUUUAUGGAACUAACCCUCUAAAAGUGUGUAAACAGAAUAAAGAUUAUAUUUAUGUUAUGUA